UUUUAUUAUUGUGUCAGGAGGAGACGUAUACAAAUCCCUUGAAAAUGGCCUCAGCCCAUAUGUGAUAGUCAAGAAAACCUUUGUCAGCCCGGAAGACGUAGCUCAAGAUAUUGUUGUUCAGAGAGGCAGUUCAAGGGGUAUACAUUUUAGAGGUGCAGGGCCUAGAGAAAAGUGGAUCAAGACUCAAGCAGGCUAUCGAUCUCCAAAACAAUGUUUGCUAUUUGGUUCUAGUUGGAAUAGUGGGCUGAAGCAAGAAGAUGGAGCCUUCAUAGAUAACAAGUUUUACGGCGGCCCUAAUUUUCUGUCAUACAUGAAUGAACUUGAGGCUUUGGGGGUAGUGGUUGAGGCGAAAAAUGGAUGCUCCUUGGUUGCUGAUUACCUUGAUGUGCACUCUAAUCGUUCCGCUAUCAAUCGGAUAUAUACUUACUUGAACGAUAACAGUUGGGUUCCUGGCAGUGAUGUAAGUGCAAAGAUAUGGAUUCCCAAUGGGGAGAAUAGUGGAAAGUGGGUGAGUCCUAAGGAUUGUGUUCUCCAUGAUAAAACCAAUCUUUUUGGUUCACACUUGUUUGUCUUAGACAAGUAUUACAGCAAUGAAUUGCAGUUUUUCUUCAGCAAAUUGGGAGCUAAUAGCAAUCCUAGUCUGGAACACUACUUGAAGCUUUGGAAGGAAUGGGAGUGUGCAGAGAGGAGAUUACUGCCUUCUGAGUGCUGUGCCUUUUGGGAGUUCAUAGUUAACCAUUGGAGCUCAAAGACACAGAAACUUGUUGUAGAGAAUCUAUCCAAACUUCCUGUUUGUUCAGUCCAGGAUGAUGGGAUUUUGUUGCUUGACAAAAACGACGUUUUUAUAGCCGACGAUCUCUACAAGAAGGAACUUUUUGAACAAAGCUGUGUGGAUCCUCUGUUUAUUUGGUUCCCCCAGCCAAGCCUGCCAUCCCUGCCCAGAACCAAGCUUUUCAAUAUCUACAGAGAAAUUGGUGUUGGGGCUUUGUCAGAAUCUGCCCAGAAUAUGGGACUUUCUUCAAUCGAGUGUGCCGGGCUGGAACUGGUCCAUCCGGAUAUGGUCUUCAUUGGGAAAACCAUGUUCACUCUCAUUCUUGGUUUCCUAGCUCAGCCUUCUCUGGAGAUGGAAGCGGAGAAGAGGCAUGAGUCGGUGUGGCGGCUCUUGAACACCAGCUUUCUGAAGCUGAAAGAACCCAUUGCUGUGGACUAUAGGCUAUCACUCUCGUCUGGAAAAACUGUAUUUGCUAAGGCAAGGAGAAUGAUGGUGUGGGAGAGAGAGAGGUCCAAGUUCUUCAUUGCAGAGACUGAAAAAUGGGAUGGUUACAAAAGUGUCCUGGAAUUUGCUAGUUAUUACUCAGAAGAAGUUUCCAAGGGGAUAUUAUGGGAGAAAGAAGAUGCGGUGCGUGAGCUUGGUGAACUCAUCAGGUUGGGGUGCAUCGUCAAGUUUGAUAAAGUAGCUAUCAGCUUCCUGAUGAAGCUACACAACCUUCAGGUUUUUAAGGAAGAUGAACUGUUUUUGUCUUCUGUUUUUCCUGCUCAGUAGAUUGUUGAUUUCGCACUGGUAGUUUGCAAUGGUGGUGGG
Messenger RNA from Ipomoea nil (Japanese morning glory), 1582 nucleotides. RefSeq lists its product as uncharacterized. Lineage: Eukaryota; Viridiplantae; Streptophyta; Magnoliopsida; Solanales; Convolvulaceae. The record is from RefSeq and is a predicted model, not a curated record. The transcript is spliced from 6 exons. Bases 311 to 1543 code for a protein of 410 amino acids.